Messenger RNA from Bicyclus anynana (squinting bush brown), 441 nucleotides. RefSeq names its product A-kinase anchor protein 14 (gene VAPp). NCBI's taxonomy places the organism in Eukaryota, Metazoa, Arthropoda, Insecta, Lepidoptera, Nymphalidae. The record is from RefSeq and is a predicted model, not a curated record. Bases 118 to 390 code for a protein of 90 amino acids. The transcript has 2 exons.
ACAGAUAUUUAGCCUAGAGAAUAAAGCCUAAGACCUAUAAAAGGGCUAGGACCUAACCGUUGUAUACAUAAGUGACUCGACUUCCUCCAACUGUACCGUUUCCUUCAUUUAUACAAAAUGAUCAAGCUGGCAAUCCUUCUCGCCGUCGUGGCCUUCGCGCACUGUGGAUUAAUCGCACCCGUAGUGCCAGUAGCGCACCCUGUGGUGGCGCACCACGUAGCCCCGGUAGUGGCGCACCCCGUGGUGUCUCACUCCGCAGUGGUGCACCCGGCGCCUAUAGUUCACGCGCCCUUGGUUCACGCGCCCAUUGUCCACGCGCCCGUGGUCCCCGUGGUCAAGCAUGUCGUGCCCGUGGUCAAACAUGCGCCCAUCAUUGCUGUGCACCAUUAAAUCGAUUGGGGAUGUUGUGAUAUUAUUGUGAUAAUAAAUAUAUAUUUUUUU